AUGCCUGAUGUCACAGAAUUGCAUCCUGUACCUGAGGCUCACGUUCCUAUGAUGAAAUUCAAGUUGAAUGGUGUAUCUAUAUAUCUUCUCUAUGCAAAACUUUCACUUUGGGUCAUACCUGAACCUGCUACAAGUGAUUUUAUUGUAAGGGAUACUGGAAAUUGCAGCCCUAGGUACAUGAGGUGCACCAUUAAUCAGAUUCCUUGCACUUCAGAUCUUUUAAACACAUCUGGCAUGCAAUUGGCUUUAUUGGUUCAGCCAUUAGCUCUUCCACAUCCAUCCGAGGAGCCUAUCCAAGAAGUACUGAAGCUCAUGGAGCUUAUACAAAUCAGCUUUGGUGUUAUUGGAGAUGGAGUUUCUGAUGACACAAAGGCCUUUAGAGAUGCAUGGAAGGAAGCAUGUUUUACAGAUUGCAUUCACGGGAAGCAGUGCAAUAUAUAA
This is a messenger RNA of Lactuca virosa, 441 nucleotides long. NCBI's taxonomy places the organism in Eukaryota, Viridiplantae, Streptophyta, Magnoliopsida, Asterales, Asteraceae. The record is from the annotation of a GenBank genome assembly.